Messenger RNA from Daucus carota subsp. sativus, 1291 nucleotides. RefSeq lists its product as uncharacterized. The transcript has 5 exons. Lineage: Eukaryota; Viridiplantae; Streptophyta; Magnoliopsida; Apiales; Apiaceae. Gene Ontology annotation, cellular component: endoplasmic reticulum; membrane; cis-Golgi network. The record is from RefSeq and is a predicted model, not a curated record. Gene Ontology annotation, biological process: protein retention in ER lumen; endoplasmic reticulum to Golgi vesicle-mediated transport. Gene Ontology annotation, molecular function: ER lumen protein retrieval receptor activity. The coding region runs from base 266 to 1093 and encodes 275 amino acids.
UGCACAAUUUUUAUCAAACACAAAGCUUAAGCUUACGCGCUCCCUUGAAGCAAUAUUCCUUUGGUUCUCGCUCUCCUUCGACCCCUUUCUCUGUCUAAAUCUCUCUAACCAGAGAGGCAGAUUGGAGGAGGCGAGGAGAGGUACAAAGCAUUCGUUGCUUUGAGCCCGUUUAACGUAGUCUCAGACUGGUUAUCCGAUUGUCUGGUGAUUUUUUUAUACACGCACAUUUAAGUGAUCGAGUGUUUUUGUGUGGGUAUAUAACAUAAUGGGGAGAAAGAGGGAAUUAUCUGAGUUGAAUAAAUGGUUUGUAUGGCUGAGAAGGCAGCCGACGAGGGUGAAAAUAAUUAUAGGAUUAACUUUUAUGAUUUCCACAUUGGUGGUGCUUAAUAUGUUCAUCGAGGAUCAUAAUCACUUCUUUAUCGCCUCUGAAACGAUUCAUGCUGCUGGUAUUCUGGUUUUGAUUUACAAGCUCAACACGAAAAAAAAUUGCUCAGGCCUGUCACUGAAGACUCAGGAGCUUACCGCGAUUUUCACAGCUGUACGAUUGGGUUGUAGUUUUUUCAUGGAAGGCGACAUUCACACCCUUCUUGAUUCGAUAACACUUGUUUUCACAAUGUGGGUUAUUUACAUGAUGAGGUUUAAGCUGCAGUCUACUUACAUGGCUGAGCUAGACAACUUCCCCCAUGCCUAUGUGUUGUUGCCUUGUGUUGUGCUAAGCAUACUUGUGCAUCCGUAUACAAAUCAUUACCUAUUUAGUCGAAUUCUGUGGGCUUUCUGGGUGUACCUCGAGUCUAUUUCCGUGCUGCCACAGCUUCUGAUGAUGCAAAAAAUAAGGGUGCUUGAACCAUUUACUACCCAUUACGUGUUUGCACUAGGCAUUGCUCAAUUUAUGGGAUCCGCCCAUUGGAUGAUCUCGGUUUAUGAUACUGCCGGAAAGUAUCUGUACUUGCUGGGAAGCGGAUAUUUUUGGCUUCCGAUGGUCCUGCUAACCGAAAUUGUUCAAACUUUCAUCUUGGCGGACUUUUGUUAUUACUACGUAAAAAGUGUUUGGAAUGGGCAUCUUCUAGUCAGCCUGCCUCGUCCUCGUGUUUGAUAUAAUUUGUUAUUUACAACAGUAUUAAAUGUGUAACAAUUAGAUUACAGAUUUUUGAUUGUCUUUACAAUUUUGUAAAGUGCCAAGAACUAGAUGCUUUCAUUUUGUUGUUUAAUCAAUUUGUUCUGUAUUCUUGCUGUAUGAUCCAUUUGGUUUAAUGGAACUUAACAUAUAGUAGUCAGCUACUUUGAUUUUGAA